Messenger RNA from Diversispora eburnea, 143 nucleotides. NCBI's taxonomy places the organism in Eukaryota, Fungi, Glomeromycota, Glomeromycetes, Diversisporales, Diversisporaceae. The record is from the annotation of a GenBank genome assembly.
CUCCUACGACAAAUGUAUUAGUUAGUGUAUUUUUAAAACGAAAAAUUGAGGAAAAACCAGUAUUAAGUUUAACAGAAAUUGAAGCACAAUAUGAGAAUUAUGUUUCACUUAUUUCUGAUGAAGAUUUUCAGAAUAUAAAUUGA